This is a messenger RNA of Schizophyllum commune H4-8, 281 nucleotides long. RefSeq lists its product as uncharacterized. The transcript has a single exon. The record is from RefSeq and is a predicted model, not a curated record. Lineage: Eukaryota; Fungi; Basidiomycota; Agaricomycetes; Agaricales; Schizophyllaceae. Bases 97 to 267 code for a protein of 56 amino acids.
CGCAUACCCCCCGACGCGAAGCGCGAUCGCGCGCGCUUCUCAGCCCGUGCCGCCCCUUUGCAGGGGCUCCCCCGUUCCCCGUCAAGUGGUCGCCUGAUGGGGAAGCUUCGUGCUGCCCUCGCAGCAACCCCCGCUCCCCCUCCAAUUGUGUACCACCCCCUCCCGCACCCCCUCAUCCCCCAUCAUACGUUGCGUACGUGCUCAGCGCUUGCGCUGAGCGCCUCGCGAUGUGUAGUACCAUACAAUGUAUAUAUACAUAUAUUAUGAACUAUUUUCCCCCC